GCCUGGAGAAUCCCAGGGACAGGGGAGCCUUGUGGGCUGCCGUCUAUGGGGUCGCACAGAGUUGGACACAACUGAAGUGACUUAGCAGCAGCAGUGUCUUGACCAAACCAGGGAAAGCUUAAAAUGGUCAUUUGUCUAAUGGAAGAGGAUAAAACACAGUGGAGAGGGUGUAUGUGUCCUACAUGCUUGGAUUCAAGUUCACAGCAAGGUAGUACUUUAUCCUGUCCUUGUUCUCUUAUAAGAGUAUGGCUUCGAUUUUACCUGCUUCCAAUACAUCCUUGAGAUCUGACAGGAAUACAUAUGUUGGAAAAAGUUUUGUUCAUGUUAAAAAUCCUUACCUGGACUCUAUGGAUGAAGAUGUUCUCUAUCACUUGGAUUUAGGAACAAAAACACACAACCUACCAGAAAUGUUUGGGGAUGUAAAGUUUGUCUGUGUUGGUGGGAGCCCCAACAGAAUGAAAGCAUUUGCACUGUUUAUGCACAAGGAGCUCAGAUUGGAGGAUGGUGAAGAGGACAUCAAGGAUAUCUGUGCUGGGACAGACAGAUAUUGUAUGUACAAAAUUGGCCCCGUCCUCUCCAUCAGUCAUGGCAUGGGCGUCCCCUCCAUUUCUAUUAUGCUUCAUGAACUCAUUAAAUUACUAUACCAUGCCCGGUGCUCUGACGUUACCAUUAUCAGAAUCGGUACAUCAGGGGGAAUAGGGAUUGCACCGGGAUCUGUUGUAAUAACAGAUGAAGCUGUAGACUCCUUCUUUAAGCCCCGGUUUGAACAGGUAAUCUUGGACAACAUUGUCACCAGAAGCACCGAACUUGACAAAGAGCUGGCUGAGGAACUAUUCAACUGUAGCAAAGAAAUUUCCAACUUCCCAACCCUCAUUGGACAUACGAUGUGUACCUAUGAUUUUUAUGAAGGCCAGGGUCGACUAGAUGGAGCACUGUGCUCUUUUUCCAGAGAAAAGGGGUUAGAUUACUUGAAGAGAGCGUAUAAUGCCGGCGUCAGAAAUAUUGAAAUGGAAUCUACAGUGUUUGCAGCCAUGUGUAGACUUUGUGGUCUAAAAGCUGCUGUGGUCUGUGUGACACUUCUCAACAGACUUGAAUGUGACCAGAUCAACUCUCCCCACGAUGUUCUCGUGGAGUACCAGAAACGGCCUCAGCUCCUAAUCUCCAAGUUCAUUAAACAGCGGCUUGGAUUACUUGACCAGACAUCAUAGACAAAGUGGAAAGUACUUCAGAGUGUUCUCCAUAAGCCUUCAAUUUGAACUUUUAUCUGUCCCUGGAAAAUCUUAUUUUCCUUUUUACUGAGAGAAGAAGAGGUUAUAGGGGGAGAGAGAGAGAGAAUUAAAUACUCACAGUUAAUCCUCCUCUGAGCUCCUGUGUGGGGUGUGUGCAUGUGUGCAUACAUGCCAGAAACCUCGGAAACCUUUUUGAUGAUUCUGCCUCCUUUAUUCCUACAUCCAAUCAAUCACAUGCCUAUUAAUUGAUUCUAAGACAUUUUUCCAGCCUGUGCUCCAGUGAAAAGCCUUCCCUGUCCUCAAACCAGAUUCCUCCCAGCUUCACCCAUAGCUUCCCACAGCACCCUCCAUAGCUUCUUUAAAGUAUUCAUGACAGCUUGCAAUUGUGUUGAGAUUUGGGUCUUUAAUGUGUUUAGACUAUAAGAUUCACGAGGACAAACACUACAUUUGUCUUAUUCACUGCUGUAUCCCAAGCACCCAAAAAGUGCCUAUCUCAUUCUAGGUGCUUCAUUUAAGUGAAGAAUGUAUUCUCUUCAAACAUUUCCCUUACAAACUUUCACUAAAAUGCCUCUAAUCUUUGCAAACCCAUCCUCUCCUUAUUCAGUCCCUUGUCAGCUCAGCUCUCCCUGGCUUCCUCCCAUCACAUCCCACUUUGUGAGGUAGAGAGUUCUCUGCAUCAUCAGUGUAGAGUUGUGGUGAUGUCUAGAACUUCUUGUUUUCUCCUAUAGCACGUGACUUUCCCCUCUGUUAAAAUCAAACCCCAAAUUCACCCUCUUUAGGAAGAUCUCCAAGCUUAAUUCCCCCUUGAUUCAUCAUACCUAGUUCCUUAGAUAUCAAUGUGUUCUCAUUUAUAUGCUGUUUUGAGAACACUUAUGCUUUUACGUGAACUUGGGUAAUGGAUGCCCAGCUUCAUUUGGGAGGCUCCUGUUUCCUUUCUACCCUUUGACUGCCAUGGAGUGUUAUCCACUGCAGGCAUUCAGCCACUACUCACCUAUGCCUGUCCUAAGUCUAGGAACCACCUCUUCACCUCACUCCUAACCUCACCUUCUGCAAACUCAUUCAGUCUUGCCCUCCUAGAAGUCAGUUCAAGAAACACUUAGACUUGCAAAAAUUCCUCUGAUUAUUUCUAUUUAUGGGUGUUUCCAUGCAAUUUUGGUAUGUUUUUCCUUUGUUCAUUCAUUCGUUAUAAAUCCAUAUCUCUCCUUUUCCCCCA
Molecule: messenger RNA, 2442 nt
Organism: Dama dama (fallow deer)
Lineage: Eukaryota; Metazoa; Chordata; Mammalia; Artiodactyla; Cervidae
Gene: UPP2
Product: uridine phosphorylase 2
Exons: 10
Coding region: 246-1208 (320 amino acids)
Biological process (GO): uridine catabolic process; nucleotide catabolic process
Cellular component (GO): cytoplasm; cytosol
Molecular function (GO): uridine phosphorylase activity
Source: RefSeq, a predicted model, not a curated record